GCCCAAUGGAUUUUUUUCGACAUUUGUUACGUGUUACUGGAGGUAGUGACGAGAUAUUAUUUUCAUUUGGUACUUUAAAAAUACAUGAGAAUAAUUAUUGGUUCACCUAGAAUGGUUAUAUACUGCAGAAGUCAGCCAAUUCUUCCAAGUUUAUCAUACCCAGUCUUCGUAGUUGUACCUUCUGCAACUCGGGAACCUGACACAACUGCAUCCACAAUGCCAGAGGAUGGAUUUGAGGUCUCACAAUUUCACAGCCAAGAUGAGCUGGGUCGUGUUGUCUUUGGUUUCCAUGGUCCAGACCAGUCAAGAAUGGAGGCUAGGUCACUGGAUGGCUCAGUUAGGGGAUCUUAUAGCUACAUUGAUCCAUAUGGCCAUAUAGUGAAGAUGCAGUACUGGGACGAUGGUACAGGUUUCCAUAUAGCUGGUAAUGCAUUGCAUGGUGAUGGUCGUCCAGCAUAUACUCCUGAAGUGAAGGCUGCCAGAGAACAACACCUUAGAAUAUACAAACAAACCUUGGCAGCUGCACAACAUCUUUUGCAACAGAGUGAUGAUAGUUCUUAUUCAGACAACCCUGAUCAUGGUUCUGUUCAAGACAUAAAUCAAUAUGAAGAUGUUUCACAGGUACAGGUACAUAAAGAGCAUCAGGAUAAUAGUUUGUAUGAAGAUGAUAAAGAGUCUAUUUCAUUGGAGAACCCUGAACUUCUUGGUAAUCAUAAUAUAUACCAGGAAGAUGAAAAGAAACAAGAAGAUGAUCCUGAAAAGGAAGAGGUAGAAGGCGAGGUUGAUCUUGGGGAAGAUGUUGUGCCGGAUGAAGACUUGGAAGAGGAUGGAUAUGAAAACGACCAGCCUGAAGCAGGUAAUGAUAAAUCUACUGAACAAGAAGAAGAAGAAGAAAAUGAUAGAACAAAAGAAAUAAAUGAUUCUUACAAUCAUGAUCAAAUCAUUAUCAGACUAAAGCAUUUAAUGGGCUACAAUCAAAAUGAGGAAAAUAACCAACAAGAUGUAAGUGAAGAUGAAAAAGAAAGUGUAGAGGGAAAUGAUAACCCUAGUCAGGUUGUAUAUUUCCAAAAUCACAAGAUGGAAGAAGAUGAUAGGGAGAAAGAUGAAGAAGAAAAUCAUGCAAAACAGCAAAGCGCUGAAGCUGAUGACAAUAUUCAAGAUUCACGACAAUAUUAUGCUGAAGAUGAAUCUAGUGAAAAAUACAGAGAUGUCAGUGAAGGAAAUGACAGUCUUGAUUAUCAAGAAGAAGUUAUCAGAAAUGAAAGCGAUGUAAAUUCAGAUGAGAAUAAUUCAGAAUCCGAUGUCAGCUAUGACCCUGAAACAUCAGAGAACAGAAAUAAUGAAAUGAAACUAUUUGUUCAACCCUUAGCACAACCUGAAACAGAAAAGAUUGGAUACCAAGCAGCAGAGAAAAGCAGUUCCAACACAGAGGGAGAGGUGCCACCUGCAAAAAAGAGAGGGUUCUUCUAUCACUUUCAGCACACAAUUCCUAAGCCAACUGAGAGGAUUGAAGAAGCAGUAGAAAGAGGAUUGAAAUCAGCUGAUGGAAUAGAGGUUCCACCAUCAGCGAUACACGAUCCACAGGUUGCUCCAUAUCCAUUUUAUAACUAAAAUGGGUUAUUAUCUGCUAAAUGUCUGUCUUUGAUGACAACCAGUAAAUAUGGCCAACUUUAACACUGUUUAAAAUGAGGAUCAUUGGUCACUUGCAAAUCACUAGUAGUGAUUUCCACAUUCGCCUGGAAAUCAAAUUAAAUUGAAUUAUGAACUAUUUCUACAAGUGAACUUGUGAUCAAAAGAUCCAUACAAAACAUAAUUUCAAUAUCAGCUCCAGCUGGAAUCUAUUUUAUGUUUGUAAUUAGUAUUUUAUAAAUAUAAUAAUAAGAAAUUUUUAUUAGCUGGAUUAGAUGUUUUUCCAUUAACAUUGACAGCAAUAAUGAAGAACGCGGAAGGAUAUAAACAACAUAUUUGCUAUGGCUGUGAAUGCAAAUGUUAUACAAUUCGAGUGAUUUUGUGACUGUUCUUCAUGCCCAUUAAAGUGUAGUUGUAAAUAGGGACAUGUUGUAGUUUUAUAUUUUUACAAAAUUUUUAAUAUAUUUCUUUUAUAAGUAUUUAAACUAUUUAUAUUUUUGUGGGGAGUGGCAAUAAACAGAGAAGGUUACUUUUAUUAAAAAUUAAAAAGUUUCAUUAAAAUUGCUUGAUUGCUCAUCUAAUUGCUUCAGUUUGGAGCUUAUUAGGAUUGUCAUUUCUUUUUUGAGACAAUGAUUAAACUAUUGACUGUGAUGUAAGGAGAAUUCGAGAAGAUAAAAAUAAAUAAAAAUUUAUUAUCAAGAUUUUUU
Molecule: messenger RNA, 2336 nt
Organism: Nezara viridula (southern green stink bug)
Lineage: Eukaryota; Metazoa; Arthropoda; Insecta; Hemiptera; Pentatomidae
Source: the annotation of a GenBank genome assembly